This is a messenger RNA of Coregonus clupeaformis (lake whitefish), 2474 nucleotides long. Its product is annotated as proteasomal ubiquitin receptor ADRM1. Gene Ontology annotation, biological process: ubiquitin-dependent protein catabolic process. The transcript is spliced from 10 exons. Gene Ontology annotation, molecular function: proteasome binding; ubiquitin binding; endopeptidase activator activity. NCBI's taxonomy places the organism in Eukaryota, Metazoa, Chordata, Actinopteri, Salmoniformes, Salmonidae. Bases 107 to 1333 code for a protein of 408 amino acids. Gene Ontology annotation, cellular component: proteasome regulatory particle, lid subcomplex; nucleus; cytoplasm. The record is from RefSeq and is a predicted model, not a curated record.
UUUUGUGCUGCUGGCAGAAUACUACUAGUCUCUAGUAGCAACUAUUGGUGCCAUCUGAUUCCAAGGCCAUCUGGUAUCUUCGAUCUCAAAGUAAAAUAUCAUCAUCAUGUCGGGAGCUCUGUUUCCCAGUCUGGUGUCGGGGUCCCGCGGCUCCUCCAGCAAAUUCCUGGUAGAGUUUCGGGCCGGGAAGAUGACCAUGAAGGGUAGCACAGUGACACCAGACAAGCGCAAGGGACAAGUCUAUGUUCAGCAGACCGACGACUCCCUCAUUCAUUUAUGUUGGAAGGAUCGGACCUCUGGAAACGUGGAUGAUGACCUGAUCAUCUUCCCAGAUGAUUGUGAGUUCAAGAGAGUGAACCAGUGCAGUACUGGUCGGGUGUUUGUGCUGAAGUUCAAGGCUGGCUCCAAGAGGCUUUUCUUCUGGAUGCAGGAGCCUAAGACUGAUAAGGAUGAGGAGUACUGUCGUAAAGUGAAUGAGUAUCUGAACAACCCUCCCAUGCCUGGAGCCCUUGGCAGUGGAGGCAACAGCGGGCAUGAACUGUCUGCUCUGGGGGGUGAGGGUGGACUGCAGAGUCUGCUCGGUAACAUGAGUCACAACCAGCUCAUGCAGCUCAUUGGACCAACUGGCCUGGGAGGUCUUGGAGGUCUUGGGGCUCUGGCUGGGCCGGGCCUGGCCAGCCUGCUGAGUAGUGGAGGUCCUGCAGCCGGCAACUCCUCUUCAAGUCCAUCUCAGUCUCCUGCUGUCACGCCCACCUCCACCUCUGCUGCCACCCGGCUGGGCUCCUCCCAGGUGCCAACCACACCCAUCACCCCGUCUGCCACCAGUGCAGCAUCACCCAUGGCCUCACCCACCAUUCCAGUUGCCCCCUCCAUCGCAGCCGGGGCAGCCAGCCCCACCCAGCCCAUCCAGCUGAGUGACCUGCAGAGUAUCCUAGCAACCAUGAACGUACCUGCGGCUGGGCAGGGAGUGGACCUGGCCAGUGUUGUGACCCCUGAGAUCAUGGCUCCUAUCCUGGCCAAUGCUGAGGUCCAGGAGAGGCUGCUGCCCUUUCUGCCGUCAGGAGAGUCCUUACCUCAUAGCACUGACGAGCUCCACAACACACUCACCUCCCCACAGUUUCAGCAGGCCAUGAGUCUGUUCAGCAGUGCCCUGGCGUCGGGGCAGUUGGGGCCUCUAAUGAACCAGUUUGGCCUGCCAACAGAAGCUGUGGAUGCAGCUAACAAAGGAGACAUUGAGGCUUUUGCUAAAGCCAUGGAGACAGACAGAAAGUCUGACCAUGAGGAUGAUGACUCCAAAGACAAUAAGGAUGAUGAAGAUAUGAGUUUGGAUUAGGACCCUCUGUUAGUUCAGUUUAACUUAAUGUAUUUUAUUUAAAUGAUUAUUUACUGGCUGUGAUUUGUUAUUCAGAGCACUGAAGCUGUAGACCAUUUCCCUCUGUACAUGUACUCAGAAUAGAUAUUUAAAGGAAUGUAAGACACCUAAAAGGCUCUAUUCAAUCUCUCACACUUCAGCGACACAUCGAAUAGAGCUCCUAACCUCUCGUGUUCAUUUAUAACAAAUUAAUUAUGUACAUCCUCAGAGCUUGAAUCAACAUAACAUUAAAUGUGUUCCCUGAUAUAUUGCGAACCAGAUUACCGUGGCUGUUUAGGACUUGGCCCUUGGUAGACUAGUGAUAGCUGCAUGUGCCAAUCUGUGACCUGUAGCUUCCUGACAAAAAAAAUUGUCACAUGGUCAGAAAAUAUAUUUCAAAAACAUUUGAUAAUUUAAGAAACACUACUUUUACAAAAUUGACACCAUCCAUACAGGCACAACAUUUUCAGAACAGUUCCAACAAUUUCACAUUAUUAACAAAUGACAUGAGGUAAUAUAAGCAUACAUUUGCAAAACAGAGAGACCAAUUCACACCACAGCAGAAAUUAGCAAUUUUCCACAAAAUGUUUUCUCCAACAUCACUCACAGAACAAUGAGAUUCACAUAACAGUAGGUCUGUCCAGAUACUAAGAUACAUUAUGCAGAGUCUGCAAUUUUCCAUGAUUUUCACAGGUAUGGUGGAACACGCAACAGCAACAAGACCAGUUAAAUUAAAGGGAAUAACAUCUGGAUAGGACAGCUAGAUUAUUAAACUGUGGUUUUAGGCACUUACUGUAUGUUGAGUGGCAUGAUCCAACACUAAUGAAAAUAAAUAAGAAAUACUGUAAAUGGGAAAAUAAAUGAAACUUUAGGACAUUUCACACACAACUGCUUUCUACCUCCACUUGUUCCAGAGAUUUUCUUUUGUUUGUUUGAUACAUCCCCAGAUCCAUGGGAGAAAAAAAAGCUUUAUUUCAAAGAUAUUUCCUGAGAACUUAAAAAUAUGCCAACUGGCUCGUGGAUGAUCCAGCACAUUGAACAAUACGGUAAGAAUACUUAUUGCAAAUCCUAUCCCUGGAUGUUGACAGAACACCAACCAAGUACUGAUAUGAAGUUUGAUUUA